Molecule: messenger RNA, 1323 nt
Organism: Theileria equi strain WA
Lineage: Eukaryota; Apicomplexa; Aconoidasida; Piroplasmida; Theileriidae
Exons: 1
Coding region: 1-1323 (440 amino acids)
Source: RefSeq, a predicted model, not a curated record
AUGCCGGUGGAUCUCUCGGACGUCUCCUCUUUGGAGGAUGAAUCAAUGCCAGAAUUUAGGCGUGAAAUGAUCUUGGCUGAAAAGCAUGCGGAAAAGCUAAAGAUACAGCAGAGACAGGACCUUUUGGGUAAACAGGAGGUAAAAGAUGCCUCGUUGGACGUCUCUAAUAUGGACCUUUUGGACGAUGGAUCAGAGAGUGAGGACGAGAUUCCGUCAGAAAAUCUCUUUUUCCAGGAGGAUACUCCUGUUCAUUUGGAUCUUUCAUUGGCAAAUUCCACACGACUUUCACAGACUCGACUAAUGAACAUGUUGGAACAUCCAAACUGCAACGAUUACGUCAUUGGUGCCCUUCUCAAUGUCUUUGUUACAUCCAACGAUAUUUCCGCCACAAAUGAAGCGGAGGAUGGAGGCAGAAGCGGUCCAUCGGGAAAAUUGGAUAAACUCAUUCACGAAGUUCAUCCAUACAUGCUGGGUCACCAUGUGGUUUUCCAAAUAGACUCUAUACGCAAGGUCAAGAGAUACGAAGUUCAUGGAAGCAAAUACGGGAGAUGCACCCAUGAGAAUAUUGACUCCAUGGCAAAGCUUGGAUCGCUAGGAAAGUGUGAAUUUAAAAUUGUCGGAAAAGUCUUGUCAAGCUCAUCUGGAGGGGUCUUAUCCACACGCGAAAAAUGCAUUUGCAGCGUAUCUGACAUUUGUAACGCUCCCUUUGUUGAGGAGGCAAUGAAUUUUGGAGACGAUAAAUUAGCUAGAGACUUGCAGAUUGUAUCAUCAAACCUGCAGGCAUUUACCUUUACGGAUGAAGAUGUUCAGGCCAUUUUGGAACGCAAAUUGUUGGAGCAGGACGGCGACGUUGGAAGCUUCAAGGGGAGGAGUGGCCUCAUUGCUGCAAUCCAGAGGAUUUCACACGAGAUUGAACUGCUCGUGGAGGCUGCAAAGAAUGAUCCUUCGCAACUUUCCAGGUUGGCAGAAAGGGAGAAGAAGAAACAAGAGCUGGAAGAACAGCUCAAGAAUUUCAAGGUUCCCACAAAAAUUCCCGUAUUUGUCAAAAAUUCUGCAAUUUUGAGGGCCUCUGAUGACUUGGUUGGAAAGGGUGUGACUAGGAAAACUACAAAACCAACACCCAUGAUUAUGGUUCCUACAAUGAAGACAGAAUCAAGUGAGACUGAAGCAUCUCCAACUGCCAGUCGCUUCACAAAAUCACUCGAGAAUUUGCCUACAGAAAAACAGGAAGAGCUCAUUUCAGCCUAUUUAUCGGUACGUUUUUCAUGCCUUGUAUACAAUGUAUUCAGCAUAUACAAGAUCUUGACUUGGACUCUUGGAUAA